GACUGCAUAGUCAUCACUCAAAACUUUGUAAGUCGUCGGGAACUGAUGGAAUGCAUUGCAAAGUUGAAGUUUCUAAACAGUCACAGGCCGACAGUUGAAGUCGUCAUAGCGUUGAGCUGUCACUCAAGCUGUCAGGGUCAAGUUUUCUCAUGCACUCCAUUUGCGAUUGGGAAGCAGUCUGGAUUUGAAGAGUUUUGUUCUCUGCAUGACUUUGUGAUGGCCUGUCAGAGUGUUCUGAAGGACGUACUAAUGGCUACCCACAUUUCAUCAUGUUUCACAUUGAAACUGGACUGUUCUCAUGCAGACUGGCCAGUUGACGCUGACUGGUUGAAGACAAGACUGCACUCUGUUCUAUGUGGCAGUACAAAAGAAGUUUAUGAGACUGGUUCCCAGGUUGCUGAUCUGCAUUUGAUGCUCUCGACCAUGAUCCCCAGCAUAACUACUGGCACAUGUGGUACAAGAUUGAGGGAUGCAGUGAACAGAGCAUGCUCUGAAGGGUUCCCAGACCUGGCUAGGGAGAUGGGUUUGGGAUUCCUGGGCAGUGAUAAUGUGGAUGAAAGGCUUUCAACAGAAGGCAAAGAGGAUGAGGUCACUCCACCUGGCUUGGUUAUGUCGUCAAUGCGGGUUGUUUUUCUUGUGGAAGAUGAAUUUCCUGGUACGCCAUCUCAAGAGCCUGACAAUUCCAAGCAUUCUGGUUCGUACGUUGCCCUCGCUGACGCUUUAGUGGCGAAUCUUCAAAUGCGCAAGGCCUCAGAUGUGAAAUUUGAGUUCAUGAUUCUACGGAUAAAGCAUGGUGAAACCAGUCUGGUCCAAGAGUCCAUGAGGAACCAUCUAGACCUAUUGCUUUGCGAUACGUACAAAGUUCUGUUCAUAGCACUAGGACCGAUGUUUUCCAGACCUAACUUGGAGCUUAUCAAGCUCAUAAAGGAAUGGAACGAUCAAAGAACUGGUGAUAUCUGUUAUGGAAUACACUUCCAGCAUGUGACAGCGAUGCAGGCCUAUGCCAUUAAGAACAGGCUCAAAGAGAUACAGGGUUCUGAAGUUCCCGGAAGUAAUGUGGAAAAGAUAACUCGAAGCAGUCAUCUUGCAGUGACUGGACUGACUGAAAAUGACAACAGGAACUGUGGUGCCUCAUUUCCUGUGUUGCUUUACAUGAUCCAUCUCGCUGUUGGUGAGAACGGCAACAGAUUAGCUGGAAAAGGAAUUCCUUCAGCUGUGUACAGCAAAAAACCAGUCGGUCACGGCAUGUCCUCGUGGACAUUGGAAGAAGUGUACAUGGAGACUUGCCACGUGCUGUCGGGUUUGAGUAGAAAGUGUGGACUUCAUUUGCUGUCUUCGGCAUCAAACCCUGUACAGACCACUUCAACAACCAGCACAUAUCCAAGAGGAGUUCUUGCAAGUUCAGAUGAACCAAGUGCAUUAGAAUCAGCUCGGAAGGAAGGAAGCGACGCUCUCCUGUCCGCUUGUGGCCCGCCUCAGGAGCCAGCAGAUCCAUCCUAUCACUUAACAUUUCCAAUAAAGGAAUGCGAAGUUAUGAGUGGUGGAAAUUCACUUGAAUUAUUCCGAAGGGAUGAUGAAAACAUUGACGCAUUUAAUUACAAACUCGUUACAGAAACUGAGGAGCCUUGCAGUGUCAUGUGCCGAGACAAGCAAUCUUCAAGCAGCACUGCAGAUAUCACGAAUACAAGCUUUUCAGAGGGAGAUAGAAACAAUCAAGUGUCUGGUUCUGAUUGUAGACGCUUAACAGACAAUGAGGUGUCAGGUGGUGCAAUAUGUCAGGAGAUGUCACUUUCAACUAUCAAUACAGUUAUGGCUGUUACAAGCUCUUCUGUAGAGACUGGGAACAACGAUGCAUCAAUGUUGGAUGUCACAUCUGUUAGCCCAUCGUCAGCUAUCAGUCCAUUUGGGAAAGUUUCAAUCACACCUCGGGAGGAAGGAAGUAGAAUGAAAGUGACUGAUAAUGAAGAUGAGGUUGAUGAAGGGCUAGAUCGUGUAAUGAGUUAUGAGAAGUCAUCUAUAAUCUUCGGUCCGCCAUCAGCUACCAGCCCACUGCAGAAUCAUGUUAGUUUGCAGGAGCGUGAAGAAAGCACUACAAAACUAGUUGAAGAUGGAAAUGUCAGGCCGCCUGAUCAUCAGAUAACCUUCCAAGAGAAGCUAUCUUCAACCAUCAACCCAUAUUCAUCUGCCAGUUCAGUGAGGAAAGACGCAGGCUUGUUGGAGCUAGAUGAAUGCACUGAAAACCUGGUCAGUGAUGAAAAUGGGAUUAGCGUCCUGGCUGGUCAUAUGCUCUUCCAAGAGAAGUCAUCUUCAACCAUCAACCCAUGUUCAACUGACAGCUCAGUGAGAAGUGAGGCAGGCUUGCUGGAAAUAGAAGAAUGCACUACAAACCUUGUCCAUGACGAACAUGGGAUCAGUGUCCUCGGUAGUCAUGUAUCCUUCCAAGAGAAUCCUUCUUCAAUGAUGGACCCAAUUCAGGAAGAGGCAAACCUGCUACCAAAUGAAGCCGACGGACUAGCGGAUGAGGUAGACAGGCUUAGUGAGGAGCCAAAUUGCCUAACUUCUCAGGAAAAGCCUUCUUCUGUCAUUAGUCCAGUUGGGGAUAUUGUAAUUCCGCCAGAAGUGCAAAGAAGGGCAAUAAGUCUUGUUGAUGAUGAAGAUCGACUGGGUGAGCAGGAAAAUGAUGUCUUGUGUGACGAGAAGCCAUGUUCAUCUAUCUCAACAGGUGCAGUCUUGUCAGCGGAACAAGGAAGUUCAACAAACCUGGUCACUGAAGCGGAUGGGUUUGAGAAGUCUGGUCAUGAAAUGUAUCACGAGAACCCAUCCUUAACUACCAGCGCCAUUUUAACAGGUGCAAGCACAUCAAUGGUGGAAGGAAAUGUGAUGCAGCUAGCUCAUGAUGAAGAUAAGCCUGUUGAGGAUCAACAAUUUUCGACUUAUGGCACAGUUACAACAGAUGCACCCUCACCCCAAAAAAGGAUCAAGACGAAGAUCAGUAAAAAGACAACAGCGACUAAAUCCGAUGUUAAAGUGGACUCGCCUCUUCAAACUUGGCUCCAGAACUUCACAACGUUCUGUAAAAAACAAAAUGUGGUCGAACAGAAACAGACGGAGACAAACGAAAGUAGCUUUGAAGACUCGAAUUCCGAAGGUGCUCCUGGUAACUACAGGGGAAAGAAAGGUCGUAAGAAAAAGGUUCGAAAAGAAUCUAUGCCGGGAAACUUAGAAAGUUGUAAUACAUCAACUGAGAUCCAGAUUGCCAUGGAAACUGAUUGUGUUCCAUCAGCAACUGUGUACCCAAGCAUGUCAGAAUUAAUUUACGAAGACUCAACCGGUGGUCACAUGGGCAGUUCUGACAAAGAAGAAAUUGUAUUGGCAUCUGAUUCGUUGAAUAGUACAGAAUCUGUUCUAAAUGGGUGGAAUGUGUUUGAAGUUAUGGAUGGUAAGAAACAGGGAAUUGAUAAUGUAAAAGACGAUCAAUCUGUGAGUAAAAAUGCACUUAGCACUUGGGAAAACAGUGACAUGGAGAUUGAUUCUGAAGACGCUUAUGCCGAAAAGAGGUCUUUGUUGAUCGAUAAUUCUGGUGAUGUAGAGCAACCUUCAGUGAAGAAGCUUAGGAACGAAUCUGAUUCUGAAUGCAAGGAGAGAAUUGAAAGACCUCUUGACAUAAACUGGGACAAAAGCGACGACUUGCCAUUAAUGGCUAAUGUUGAUGAAGUUCUUGUCCAUCAUUACAUCUUAGACUUGUCCGUCAAAUUUAACAAAAAAAUUAUGAAGGGAAAUAUAGUGUUAUUUCUUGAACCUCGUAACGAGGAAGUGACCAAGAAGCAAUUUCAAAUGACUUUAGAUAGUUCACUGGUGGAUAUUGAGUCAGUCAGUGAAGUGGCCCUACCAGAAGACUAUAAAGUGACAUUUUGUGGCCAUAAACAAAACACCCCUUUGACACAAGACACAUCUUCAUCCGGGGUACACAACGGUUUCCUUGGUAACAUCCUCGGUGAUAAGUCCCAUACUCCUUUGCCGUUUAAGGGUCUGUCGUAUUCUGUGUACGGGUGGUGUGUGCAAAUUUGGAAACCUGAUGCAACCGGCAAGGCUUGGCCCAGGUGUGUGUGGAUUAAGUACCAGACGAGCCCAAAAGGCACUUCCCUGACAUGGGCUACUGACCAAGAUGGCAAACCCUCUGUAUUCUCGCCCGGUGCUUACAUCAACAAUCGAUCUCUGAUGCCCUGUCAGGAGCCUCCUGUUGCCAUGUCAACCUGGCAGGCGUCUAUUCACGUGCCUGAGGGCUGUGUUGUACUCAUGAGUGGGAACGAAUUUGUCGGCAAAACGACCGGAAGUGACGAUCAAGUGACCUACCAUUAUGAGAUGGACUGUCCACUGCCUUGUUCCACUCUGGCCGUGGCAGUAGGUUGGUGGCAAUGCCGACAGUCCAGGAACGCUGAAACCAAAAAUGGCAGCAGCCCUGACCUGCCUGUCACGUGUCGUUUGUUCGCCCCGCCCAGUUUGAUUGAUGCGGCGGCGAACGAGUUGCUAGGAUACGCACCAAAGUUUUUGGAGGCGUCGUGUGAGCUGUUGGGCCCUUAUCCCUUUAGACGCUUGGAUAUGUUGGUUUUGCCCAAGUGCUUCGCUUGUAUGGGACUCAAAAGUCCCAACCUGGUGUUUCUGUCCCAGUCCCUUCUCUCCGGUGACGCCAGUAUGCGGGUGCGCCUGGCACAUGAGAUCUCACACGCUUGGUUCGGUUUGCUGGUUGGCGCGAAGGACUGGAGCGAAGAAUGGCUGUCUGAAGGCUUUGCGACAUUCAUAGAGGAGAAGAUUCAAUCCAAGGCUGAGCGGUGGUCCAAGGAUAAAGACAGGUUUUUUCGGGAAAUCAGGCAAAUUCUCAGACACAGAUGUUUGUUGUCUGAGAUUAGAGAGUGCGAUGACAAUCUAAAAUGCUUGAGGCCCAAAUCAGUUAAACCCGCAUCAGCUCUUUCCACAGCUGAAGCGGUUAAGAGGAACUCUGGUCAAGCAGAAACCAUGAAACCUCACACGGUGGUACAGUUUGGUCAAAUCUGCUCUAGAAAAUGGUCACAAAUUCACUACCUCAAGGGGUACUUUCUCCUUCACCGUUUGGCCAGCAUGGUGGGUCUUGACGAAUUUGAUGAGUUUCUUUUUAACUAUGUCCAGCAUUUCAAAGGACAACUUGUUGCAUCGGAGGACUUCUUUGAAUUCUUUAUGGAAAGUUUCUCCAACGUGCCAAGGGAAACAACAGACAAUUUUUUUCGUGAAUGGCUGGAAAGAGCUGGAAUGCCAAAAUCCUUCCCGAAGAAGUUUGAAAGUCCCGACAAUGAACUUGUCUCGCAAGUGGAAAACGAGUUUCAAACGUGGAAGAAACAGGACUCUGUUAACAAACGGAACAAGACACUCAAAGUUAGAAAGAGGAAGAAACCUCCAAACAGUACAUUGGAUGUCGCUGAACAAGUUGUUUUGUUGCUGGAAAAGCUUUUGGAGCGAGAGACGAUAUCCCACAGCACAUUGCGUCAAUUAGAGAAGUGCUACAACUUAUCAAAUGGAAAUGCAGAGAUUCGACAUCGCUGGUGUGAACUGGUUGUAAAACACAAUUACACUCCAGCGCUCCAAGAAGUCCACAGAUUUUUGGUGGAGGAUCAGGUAUGAAUUCUCCUUACUUAUUGCUUUACAUUUCUCUCCACUAUAGUUCAGAGAAUUUGGUGACACGUCAAAUUACUGAUUUUCUUCACUCUUGUACGUUUGUUCUCUUAACAGUUAAUAGCAAAAUAAGACGUUGAUUGCUCCAAGCUAAUGCGUUUUCUACUUAUGAUUUCUUUGCCUUUUCCAGGCGUUUAUUUCGUUGGGGCGCAGCGCAAAAAACGGCGAGCGGAAACAUUUCUCGCGCUACGCCCCAACUGACUAAACGUCUGAAAGAGGCUAAUGAUUUCUAGAUACCAUACGUGUUCAUAAGAUGAAAAAAAAAGUAAAUCAAUAAAUGAAAAUUAACAAAGCCGGCACAUAACAGUCUUGACGAACCUGCGGCCUGUGGCCGAUUAGAAACGUUAGUUUUGUGAAGGGAAGAAUACCAGAGAACUGCGAGGAAAACCCUGGCAGCAAGAACGAGAGCAACCAAC
Orbicella faveolata is the source of this 6119-nucleotide messenger RNA. RefSeq lists its product as uncharacterized. NCBI's taxonomy places the organism in Eukaryota, Metazoa, Cnidaria, Anthozoa, Scleractinia, Merulinidae. The record is from RefSeq and is a predicted model, not a curated record. Gene Ontology annotation, biological process: proteolysis. Gene Ontology annotation, molecular function: zinc ion binding; metalloaminopeptidase activity. Gene Ontology annotation, cellular component: nucleolus.